CCUUAAGAUAUGAGAUCUAAAAUGAAAAUAUGGUAUGUUGCUUGUUAUAACACUUAUGAAAUUAAUUUUUUUCACACGAUGACGUGUAUAUUACUUGUCAAAAAAACUUCUCCAGUUGAAUAUAUAAUGCACACGAGGAAUCACUCUUAUUCAACAGAAUAAUUAGCUGGCAAAAUAUUAUUUUUUCAUAAAUAAAUCACAUCCUUUAGCUAUAUAUACAUGCCUAAGAUAUAUCCAAAGAUUUCAUAUCUUCUCCUUUAUCAUGAAAUUAUUUCCUAUGUCAUCCUCUAGGUUCUACCUUUUUCACUUUUGUUUUCUCCUCAUCACAUCCACUAGUUUAUCAAAAUCCAAUUUCCAACCUAAAACUUUAUUCCUUUUAGUCAAAAAAGAUCCAUCCAGCCUACAAUACAUUACAAAAAUUCACCAAAGAACACCUCUUGUCCCUCUUAAACUUGCCAUCCAUAUUGGUGGUGAAAGCCUAUGGGUGGAUUGUGAAAAUGGCUACAAAAGCUCAACGUACAACCCCGCUCGUUGCAAUUCGAGGCAAUGUAGUCUUGCUAGGUCAACAUCCUGUGGAAAUUGUUAUGGAAAUAACACAACACGACCAGGUUGCAACAACAACGCGUGUUAUAACGUUGUUACAAGUCCUAAUAGCUAUACUGAUGGUGAAAUCGCGGACGAUGUUUUAUCAAUCCAAUCAAUUAAUGGAUCAAUUCCAGGCCCUAUUGCAACUGUGCCAAAUUUUAUCUUUAGUUGUGCUGCGUCCAAUUUGACACAAAAUUUAGGCAAAAAUGUUAAGGGAAUGGUUGGUUUUGGCCAGCAGAGUCCAGUAUCAUUUGCUACUCAACUUGCAUCAAAUUUUAAAUUCAGCAGACAAUUCGCCAUUUGUUUGAGCUCAUCAACUAAACGAAAUGGCGUAAUUUUCAUCGGCCAUAGCCCUUAUUUCAUUAGCCUUGCAUAUGAUGCAUCGCGAGAUCUAAUCUACACACCUAUAAUCACCCAACCGCGUUAUUUUACCAUAACCUACCCACAUUAUGUACGUAUCAAUCGCGCUUCCCCAGAAUAUUACAUUCAAGUUUCUUCCGUUAGAAUUAACGGAAAAAAUUUGCGAUUAAAUAAGACGUUACUCACCUUGGAUGAAAAUGAAGAAGGUGGAACGAGAAUCAGCACGGCCAUUCCUUAUACUGAAUUGGAGGCUUCUAUUUACGAUGUUGUAAGUAAAAGUUUUGUGAGUGAAAUGUCGAAAGAGGUGAAAAAAGUACCUGCAGUGCAACCUUUUAAAACAUGUUUCAACUCGACAUAUAUUGGCAUGUCACGACUAGGUUACAAUGCACCUGAAAUUAACCUCGUAUUCCAGAAGGCAAACGUUUAUUGGACGAUUAUUGGAGCGAAUUCGUUAAUAAAAGUUAGUAACGAUGUUAUAUGUCUAGCAUUUGUUGAAAGGAAAAAAGUAUCAGGACAAGCAAUUGUUAUUGGUGGGUAUCAAAUGCAGGACAACCUUGUUGAAUUUGAUCUUGCAAGAAGCAGAAUUGGUUUUAGUAACUCACUUUUUUUCCAUCAAACUAUGUGUUCAAAUCACAAUUAUGCUUAGAAAAUUGAUAUGUUGCUCGGACUCUUCAAAGAUGUUGACUGGUGUGUAUUGAAUCCUACAAUUGUAGUAUAUUUUUGGAGGAUCCGAUACGUGUGUGGCGAUAUUUUUAGAGAGGAAAAUUGUCAUUUGUGUUUCUUGUUGACUUAAUUAAUGAUGUGAAAAAGGCUUGCUGACUAAUUAAGGAAAGGGGUCAUAUUACUUCUCUGUAUAUAUUUCUUAUUCAAUAAUCUUCAUAUGUAGUUGCAAUCUUCAAUUAAUGAUGUCAAGAUGCUAACUCAAUAAGCUAAUAUUGUGAUAGUAUUUGCCAUGUGAAGUUGAAGGUCGUCGUAUUCUUUUAUCAAA
Molecule: messenger RNA, 1933 nt
Organism: Capsicum annuum
Lineage: Eukaryota; Viridiplantae; Streptophyta; Magnoliopsida; Solanales; Solanaceae
Product: probable aspartic proteinase GIP2
Exons: 1
Coding region: 263-1591 (442 amino acids)
Biological process (GO): proteolysis
Molecular function (GO): aspartic-type endopeptidase activity
Source: RefSeq, a predicted model, not a curated record